AGCUGAGUAAGGACACAUCUGUGGGUAUUCUAAAGGAUUGAGCAGAAGAGGAGGCAAUUCGAGCGGGGUGAGAAAGAUCUCAAAACACAUUGAACCUGAAAGAGUGUGUAAAAAGAGAGGACACAGUUCUUCUUGACCUACAGAUCUGUUAAGAUGACGCACGAGAAGAGGUUUCAAGGCAUUCCCAUGUCAAAGUCAAUGAGAGGUUUGUGUAAAGAGGAGGACUAUGCAUUUCUGAGAACAUCGGAAAGGACAGAAGGAGCGGCGGCUUUAGGGAACGACUGGAGGGACAGGAAAGAAGAGAGGGUCCGCAGGCGAUUAGAGCAGGAGCAGCAGGAAAAAAAACGACUCAGAGAGAUAGAGGAGAGCAAGAAGGAGAAAGAGCAGCAGUGGCGCACUCAUGUAGCAGAGCUUACCUCCAGCCAGCAGAAGACUAUGCAAGACAGACUGGCAAGGCUGCGCAGAUUCAGGGAGUUCCAGAAGAAGGUGAUGGAAGAGGAGUCUGGAGAGGAGGGUGCACCAAGCAGCCAGGCAGUCAAUCAACUCUUCACCAGGAUGUAGAUGCAUUAAAGGAUAAUCAAGAAGAAGGC
Molecule: messenger RNA, 590 nt
Organism: Neolamprologus brichardi
Lineage: Eukaryota; Metazoa; Chordata; Actinopteri; Cichliformes; Cichlidae
Source: RefSeq, a predicted model, not a curated record